AUGAAGUUUGUCUUUUUCCAUUUUUUGGUUCUGGUUUCAAAGGUUGGUUGAUUAUAGGUUUGAAAUUUGAGCUAACUUGAAAAAUAAAAUGAUAUCAUAUUAGGCUUAUUAAUUAUAGGCUUGAAUAUUUUAGUUCGCGGGAAAAUUCUGAAAACUUAACUCAAACUUUAAAUUUCACCUGAGGCCUGAAACUUUUCAAAAAUAAACUUUCUAUAAGUUUUUUGUACGUAGUAUGACCGGAAAAAAAAGGAAAAAUCUGAAAUCCAACUAGAAGUCGACUAAAAAAGUUCCCUUUUCAAAUACACCCCAUAAAAUUCGAGUUAGCACAAGCCACAGACCACAAAAACUUCAAAAAUAAAAACACGCCUCCCCCUAUUUUUCCAAUCAAAAAAAUCCUCUUGAGAUUUCAUUUCAGAUCUUUGGUUCAUCACAAGAAAAUGAAAACGUGACCAAAAUCGAGAAACCCGAAAUUUUGGAACAAUUAGACCCAUCGAUUUAUAUGAGACAAUCUGGAAUGUAUCCUCAAAACUUUCAGAGUCAACAAUUUUUGAUGCAGGGUGGUAAGAGUCUAGAAUAAGUGCGUACCCAAACAGAAAGCCCUUAUAUAUUUCAGCCCCAAACAUCGGCUUCACUUGCAAAUGCACACAAAAAUCCCUCAACAACCCGAUUCUAACAAAUCCGUUGGGCUCAACAUUGGAUGCAAAUCAAGUUGCUCAACAACAAAUUUUACAACUUCAGGAUCAAGUUCGCAGACAGCAGGAGAUUAUCAACAGACAGGCUUUGGCCAAGAGUGGAAUUGAGAAUUUUGGUGAGAGAAUUUGAAAAAGUAAAUAACUUGAAAAAAAUAAUCUCUCGAGAGAAUUGAGUUUUUCGGAAGAAGAAGAAAAAAGGAUUAAAACUACAAAUGUUGAAUUUGGGCUGCUGGAAAUUUGGAUAUUUCCUAUAUUUUAGGUAGCUCAUACAAAAUUUUUGAUUUGUUCAAGCUUCAGAAUCAUUUCUCACAGCUUCAAUAUUUUUUUUUCAAGAAUUCAAAAAUUCCAAAAAUGUUUCUUGAAAAAAAAUGAUUUUUUUUCGAAAAAAAAAUCGAGUAGGAUUAAAAAUCCAACUUUCUGACAAAAAAACAUGAAUAAAAAAGUAGAAGUCAGCAAAAAAUUGGGGAAAUUGGAUUGCGUGUUUUUGUUGACCCCAACUGAAAAAAAAAACAAGGGGCUUCGGAUUUCCACCCACUAACUGACUGACUGACUGACAAUAUAUAAAAAAUGAAAAAAUGCGAUAAAAAUGAAUUGGGGAAUUUGUGUUGUAUUGACAGAGAGCCAACCCACGAAUGAAUAUUUCAAUAUUGUUGUUUUAUUUUUCACAGCCAACCUUAUUGCUUUGGCCAAUUCGCUCGAUUGCACAUGCUCAUCAGACACCAACACAAAUACAAACACGAUGAGUCCAAUGUCUGGCUUCCCUCAAAAUAUGGGGUCGAUUUAUCAAGGAGCUGCUUCUGGAUUUCCGGCUGGUGGAUUUGUUCAAAGAGGUGUUCCGAUUGUUCAUUUUGCACAAACUCAACCAAUGGUCGAAAUGCCGUUCAAAAAAUGA
Caenorhabditis angaria is the source of this 1584-nucleotide messenger RNA. Lineage: Eukaryota; Metazoa; Nematoda; Chromadorea; Rhabditida; Rhabditidae. The record is from the annotation of a GenBank genome assembly.